Messenger RNA from Peronospora farinosa, 5535 nucleotides. NCBI's taxonomy places the organism in Eukaryota, Oomycota, Peronosporomycetes, Peronosporales, Peronosporaceae. The record is from the annotation of a GenBank genome assembly.
AUGUGGCGUAAGCGCCGCGGCUCGAUGAGCAGCGGUAGCAAUACAGCGCGAGAUUCCCCGAGUCCAAUGCCUUUUACUUCACUUACAAGCACUCCAUCUUCCAUAUCGAUGACGACUACAAGUCCAUUCUUUGGUAGUGAUCCCAAUGCUACCGAUCGUGUCCUUAUUUUUCGUCUUGAAGUCCCAACACCUGGUCCAUUAGGUCUUGAUUUACGAGCACGACAUAUUGAACGGGACAAACCUCAACGUGGGGCUGUUGUGAAAGGAUUUCGUCCACUUGAAGGUGGUAAACCAGGUUACGUGGAAUCGACUGGUCGUGUGAAAAUGGGUGAUAUUCUGCAGGUUUUACAUGAAACUCCAAUUGAUGAUAUGCCCUUUGAACAGAUUGUCAAACAUGCGAUACAAUUACAAAAAGACGCGACGGUCUGGCCAUUGUCAAUGGAAUUUCGACGUGAACCAGAGAAAAAUGAAAGCAACACUCAAGCAGCGGCUUCGUCAUCGACAAAACCACGACGGAACAGUUUUUUUCGAUCGUCGAUUUCCAUGUCAAAUCCUGUGCAGGAUGGAAACUUUAACGAGAAAUUACAGUACUUUCGUGGCUUUUUUGCGACGAGGAUACCUACUGGUGGUGCUGCACUCAAGGAAAAGGAGAAACCACCUAAGCCACAGAGAUGGGAGACGGUGGAUGAAAUGUACCGGGAGUUGAUGUCGAAGCGUGGAGUGCCAGAGGACGUCAUGGACGAACUCAUUCGGAUUGAGUCGCUCGAAACCAAGUGGCACGUCGUUUGGUACGCCCAGCAAAAUGAUAAUGAGGAUAAUACAAAAUCAAACGCAACCCAGGCUGAGAAGUUUGCAGAGAAUUUGGUAGAGCUGAAAUGGGAUAACAAAGGCUUGAAAGACCUUGAGACGCUCCGUGCCAAAUUAUCGAUUGCGUCGACUGACUGGCUCGAAGCUUUUUUGGCGCAUUUUGGGUUGGACUAUCUUACGAUGAAACUUCCUGAUCCGUCUCCAUUCCCGAUCGAGCAUUCCAAGCACGAAAAAGCUACGCGCGUGUGCGAGGUAAUUCUACGGAUCUUGCGGUCACUUACUCAUUUUACAGCAGGUGUGGAGGCAAUCACCAACACACCAGGACUUGUUAAGCGAGUGGCCCUGUGCUUCCAUACGGAAAAUGGAGACGUGAAGAAAUAUACACUGCAGCUGCUUGGAAUUGUGUGCUACAAUAGCGCGGAGGGGCAUGCCGCUGUUAUUGAAGCGUUUGACCACUAUAAGGAAACAAAAGGCGAGAAUAUUCGCUUUAGCUGUUUGCGGGAUGCGCUCAAAUCGACGCGGUACUCGUUGGUAUUCAAGGAAGAUGUGCUGAGUUUUGUGAAUAUUAUUGUAAACAAGGCCAUUCGAUUGGAAGACCGAUUAGCGAUUCGUUCCGACUUUAUGGCGCUCAAGAUGGCUGGUUAUUUUGAAGAAAUCCGGGCCAAAUCUCUAGCUGUACAGCGCACAAAGUAUCCUCUCGCUAGUUCUGCUACUACCGUGUUGCCCGAAGAAGGGUCUAAUGGAGCAAUAUCUCCGGUCUCUGGCGCUCCGAUGACUCCCUCACCGAUUCCAAACAAGCAUAUUGCAAAGAAUACACCGUCGCCUGUUUUGAGCAGCCGGUCCUCAGGAUCACCUGUCACUGGGCGGGGAAUGUGCAUAGGAACCCCUGUCACUAAACUCGACUCCUUGAAGGCUCUCGGUGGAAAACGAUCCUCGAUUCGAAAGGGCAGGGAUGAUCAAAGCGGCACCCGCCAUUCAGUAAGCAAGAGCGCACCACCAUCUCCUAUAGAUCGAGAAAUGGCAUCACUUUCUCCUGAUGGUGCCAUAUCCCGUUCAUCGCUUCCUCUGGAUAUCAAGGGUGCGCAUCGAUUUGGAAAUGGAGGGAAUAGCAUCAUCAGCAGCUCGGUCACGCAGCUUCGGAAUCAGCUGGACAACAUGGAGAAACAAAUCGAUGUGUUCGAGCAGUUCAUGGAGGAUGACCGGAAGGACACGAUUUAUGAGCAAACAGAUCUGGCCUCAGUAGACAGUGUGUACCGAUCUCUAUUCGACAGUGUGACGAACGAUCCUGAGCUUCAAGCAUGUUUUCUGUCGAUUUUACAGCAAUUACUCUUUAUUCCAGGCGAUCGCGUGAUUGGGAAGGAGAUGUGGGCAAUGUCGGAAAAGGUUGUAAAGCAAAUCACGCUAUUAGCUCCGGUCGAGGAAGUACGCAACUUUGAUCUCGGAUACGACGACCGCAAGACGUUGUUAAAGAUGCGAGACCGCUAUGCACAGUUUUUACAGAGGUGUGCCGAUGAAGAUCCUGCGUUUCACUUUCGUAUGGGUCCGAUUAUUUUGAUUGAUAAUAUGGAUCGGGAUCAUGACGACCUUGCGCUUUCAGAUGCGACAGCAGAGGAAACUGACGAGGAAGAUGCACCUUUGCGUGUGGCUGCACAUGAUCACCCGGAGUUGAUGAAAUAUUUCAAAAUCCUCAAGAUGGGAAUGCCAAUGGAACAUGUACAACUCAAGAUGAGAAGCGAAAUGCAAACCUUCGAUCCAUCGAUUUUGGAAACUCCUGACAAGUUGGUCCAGCUUUCGAAACCGGAUGGAGAAACGGAGGUGAAGGGAACACGAGCUGAUGGACAUAAAAAGUAUGCGAAGUUCUUUAAGCUGAAGAAAAUGGGCAUGCCGUUGCCACAGAUCCAGCUAAAAAUGUCUGCAGAGGGACUUGACGGCUCGAUUUUGGAGACGCCAGAACUCCUGCUUGACGAUGACUGUAACGAAGUAAAAAAGGAUGCAACUGAUACAGGUUUUGCUGGUGUUCCAGUAAAGGAGCACGAGAAGUAUGCUAAAUUCUUCAAGCUGCUAAAAAUGGGAAUGCCUCUUGAGCAUGUCCAGGUCAAGGCAUCAUCGGAAGGACUGGAUGCAACUUUAUUGAGCACACCUAAUCAACUUUUGGACGAGGAAGGCAAAGCGAUCGUAGCUGGUCGAUUGGAUCAACCGCCGCGGGGAAUCCCUGUGAAAGAUCACAAAAAAUUUGCCAAGUUUUUCAAGUUGAUGAAGAUGGGUAUGCCGCUGGAACAAUUUAAGCUAAAAGCGUCUGCGGAGGGAUUGGACGGCGACUUGCUGUUGACCCCAGAUGUCCUUUUACAUGAAGAUGGAAGCAGGUUUGUCGCAGGGGUGGUUGUGAAAGGAGUUCCAGUGAAGGAGCACGAGAAGUUCUCCAAGUUCUUUAAGCUAAUGAAGAUGGGAAUGCCGCUUGAACAUAUCAAAGUGAAAGCGUCAGCUGAAGGCUUGGAUGGUGAAUUGAUUUCUACUCCUGAUGUGCUAGUAGACGAGGAUGGAAAGAAAGUGGAGGCAGCUACGGAGCAGCCGAAGGGCAUACCCGUGAAGGACCACGAAAAUUUUGUCAAAUUCUUCAAGCUUUUGAAGAUGGGGAUGCCCAUGGAUCACGUGAAGUCAAAGUUGUCGUCUGAGGGUCUUGAUGCCAACCUGUUAGAAACACCCGACAAGCUGGUUGACAAGGACGGAAAGGCAAUGAAGGAUGAGGUACCCGUUGUGAAGGCCAUACCUGUAAAAGAGCACGAUAAGUUUGCCAAAUUUUUCAAGCUGAUAAAAAUGGGUAUGCCACUAGCCCACAUCAAGCUUAAGGCAGUGUCGGAGGGACUGGACGGUAACCUUCUCGACACACCUGACAAGUUGGUAGACGGGGAUGGAAAGGAAAUCAAGGUAGGUGGCGGGAAGAUGGUGAAGGCAUCGGAACACCAGAGCUACGUUAAGUAUUUUGCGCUAUUGAAGAUGGGCAUGCCGCGUCCACAGCUCGAGCUGAGGAUGAGCGCGGAGUCGUUGGACCCGAAAGUAUUAGACACACCCGAUGCGAUGAUCUCGGAGGUUUUGUCUGCUGCUACAGCUUCAAAGGCACCGGCGAAACUUGUCGUGACGGGACCUCCCAAGCCUAAGCUUCGGAACUUGUAUUGGGAAGCAGUUAAGAACGAGGAGACUGCUGGUACGAUUUGGGAAAAUUUUGUGGAAGAGGGAAAGAAGAAGAAUGAUGUUGCAGCGCCAGCCGGUCCGCCAAGCGUUGGGGAUCUGUUUGCUGUACGAUCAAAGGCACAGAAGCCCACACCCACAGCACCGAAGAAGGACGUUUUGGACAAAUUUGUUGACCAACUAUCAGAUAUAUUUGCGAAUAAGCCUGCUAAAGCAAAGGAAUCAGAGACGAAGAAACCCAUGAGGCGGCGAGCACCAACUCGUGUCGCAUUGAUAGAUGCGAAGCGCGCGAAUAAUAUAGGUAUCAUGCUGGCACGUUUUCGACUGCCGUACUACAAGCUUCGAAAUGCUGUGCUGCUGGUCGACAAGGAGCUUCUCUCUGUUGAGCGGGUAUCUUCGCUUCUUCAAUUCGCCCCAGAAGGCGAAGAGCUGGAUGCGAUACAAGGUUACACGGGUGAUCCUAAGCUUCUGGGUGAUGCGGAGCAGUACUUCCGUGAGAUGAUGUGCAUUCCGCGGUUAACGACUCGGUUACAAGCAAUCCAUGCUACGUGGCAGUUUGACUCGUACGUCGAAGAACAACGCAAGCUGAUGGAGUCUGUUUUGAAUGCGUGUCGCGAGUUGCAAGCUUGCGAUGCUUUAAAGGAGAUAUUCCGCGUUGUGCUGUCACUAGGAAACGCUUUGAACGAUGGUACAUCGCGUGGUGGAGCAAAAGGUUUUCGUUUGAGCAUAUUGCUCAAGCUGAACCAGGUGAAGGCAGCGGAUAACUCAAUCAAUCUACUGAACUACGUCGCCAAGGUAUUACGUGCGAAAGACCCAGCUAUCCUUGAUUUUGACAAGAGUCUGCCGUCUGUCGAGAGCGCAAGCCGUGUCACCAUACAGGUGCUAAAGGCAGGUGAAAGUGCAGUGCGUAAAGCUGCGAAUUUAAUAUGCAACGAGCUGGAGGUGCAUGCGAAAUUACCAGAAAAAGAGUAUCCACAGCCUGAUGUUGUGCCAGAGUCGGAGCACGAACCGAUAAAGAUUUCCGAUCGUUUCCAAGACGUUGUGAAUCCCAUUGCUGUCCGUGCAAAAAUGACUUCGGAGCAAAUAGCAAAAGACCUGGAAAACGUGACGAAACGAUUUGAAGAGACGGCCUCGUAUUAUGGUGAAGACCCUUCAAGUCCUGAUUCUGGACCUGAUGCGUUUUUUUCUAUUUUUUACUCCUUUGCCAAGGUCCUUCAGUCCGCUGAUCGUGACAAUGAGCGCAAACGAAUUGCCGAAGAACGAAAAAUUCGUCGUGAGGAGGAGACACGAAAACGGUUGGAAGAGCUCAAACUGAAGAAGAAAAAGAGUAGUUUUGCAACGUUGAAGACGGGUGAUGUGGAUGAUAUUGUGUCUAAGAUUCGAGCCAAACGUGUCGAGGAAAAACGGCGAGAGAUGCUGGCAAAUGGAUCAGUGGGACCUCCAACGUCGACGGGGUCUAAUCGUUCACCUUCGUGUCAAUUGCAAAGUACCGGUUUAGUUACGGACUCGGAAUUGCCAACACCAGCCAUGGAGGCCGUAUAA